Messenger RNA from Leptopilina boulardi, 7922 nucleotides. RefSeq lists its product as uncharacterized. The record is from RefSeq and is a predicted model, not a curated record. The transcript is spliced from 36 exons. Gene Ontology annotation, biological process: transmembrane transport. Gene Ontology annotation, molecular function: ATP binding; ATP hydrolysis activity; ABC-type transporter activity. Gene Ontology annotation, cellular component: membrane. Lineage: Eukaryota; Metazoa; Arthropoda; Insecta; Hymenoptera; Figitidae. Bases 134 to 7696 code for a protein of 2520 amino acids.
GUUAUAUAAACAACAAUCAGCAACUGGGCUCUAGUCAGACAUUCGCGCGCGCAGGAUAUCCUUUUCGUCUAUUACAUUAGUCUAUUUACUUUAGUUUAGAAUCUUCUCACAUUUCUUUUUUGUUUAAAUUGAUAUGUUCUUAAUUAAAAUGUUGAUUCGCAAUACAAAAUGUAUUUUCAAUAAAAAAUGUCGUGCUAUUUUUAGUCCUGUAAAAAAUUUAUUUUAUUUUGCAACAAAAUGGGAAAUAUUUCUAAUGAUUGUAUCAACAUUAUGCGCAUCUAUAACUGGAUUAUUAGUAUCAUUAAAUGUUGUAAUGUUUGGAGAAUUAGUGGGUUCAAUGGUCAAAAUAGAAAUGAUGCACGCUUUCGAUUUAUCUGUAGAAGAUGACACAAACAUUAUGGAUAGCGUUACAACAUAUGCCUUUGGAACAUCAAUGAUUGGAUGUCUUAUGUUUAUUUUGUCUUUUAUCAAUAUUUAUUUAUUUAAUUAUACAGCGCAAAAUCAAAUUUUUCGAGUUAGAAAAAAAUUCUUUAAAUCCAUUUUGCAUCAAGACAUUAGUUGGUAUGACGUUAUUAACAGCGGUGAACUUUCAACAAGGCUCACUGAAGACAUAAUGAAAUUCGAAGAUGGAAUUGGCGAAAAAUGGGUAAUGUUAAUUCACAAUUCAUUCGCAGUUCUUGGUUGUUUAGCAGUCGCUCUUCAUUCUGGUUGGAAACUCGCACUCAUUUGUAUUAGUCCAUUUCCUGUUAUGAUUUUAAUCAUGUUUAAAACAGCAAAGAAAGCAUCUAAUUCAGCAAAAGAGGAAAUGGAAGUUUACGGAGAGGCUGGAUCAAUAGCAGAAGAGGCAUUGAGUGCAAUUCGUACUGUUUACGCUUUUGGUGGUGAAACAAAUGAAUUUAACAUGUACACGAAAAAUUUGUCCCAAAUUUACAAACACAAUGCUAAAAGAGUUAUUUUGAUUGCCAUUGGUACAAGUUUAUUUUGGUUUUUUAUUUACGCCACUUAUUCUGUCUCAUUUUGGAAUGGAGUCAAUUUUAUUCUUGAUGACAGAUUUCUCCCAGAGGAGGAACAACAAUACACACCAAAAUCAAUGGCAACGGUUUUUUUCAGUAUAAUGAUGGCAACAGUUAAUUUGCACAUUGCUGCUAAUUUUAUUGAUGCAUUCGCUAUAUCAAGAGCUGCUAUUGGAAAAAUACUUUCUGUUAUUAAACGAGAAUCAUCCAUUGAUAGUUCAUCUGUAGACGGUUUGAAAUUAUCGGAUUUAGAGGGGAAAAUACAAUUUAAAAAUGUUGCAUUCAAAUAUCCGUCGAGAAAAUUAGUUCAGGUAUUACAAAAUCUGAACUUUACUGUAAAUAAAGGAGAAACAGUGGCAAUAGUUGGAAAUUCUGGAUGUGGAAAAUCAACAUGCAUUCAACUUAUUCAAAGAUUCUACGAUGUAAAAGAGGGAAAGAUUUUAAUAGACGGACAUGAUAUUCAAAAAUUUAACGUUAAAUGGCUUAGGAGUCAAUUGGGUAUUGUUGGACAAGAACCAACACUAUUCGAUACUACUAUAGCUGAGAACAUUCGAUUUGGUUUAAUGGACGCAAAUAUGGAGCAAAUUUUAUCUGCCGCUAAAGAAGCAAAUGCUCAUGAUUUCAUAAUGAAAUUGCCAAAUCAAUACGACACAAUCGUAGGUGAAAAAGGCGCAAAAAUUUCUGGAGGACAAAAGCAGAGAAUUGCAAUAGCCAGAGCUUUGAUUCGAGAUCCAAAAAUUUUACUUCUUGAUGAAGCAACUUCUGCACUUGACAAUCGAAGUGAAUCUAAAGUUCAAGCUGCUUUAAACAAAGCAAAGAAAGGAAGGACAACAAUAAUUGUUGCCCAUAGAUUAUCAACAAUACGAAAUGCUGACAAAAUAAUUCUCUUAUCGAAUGGGCAAGUUGUAGAAGAAGGAGAUCAUGAUAGUCUAAUGAAACUUAAAGGACAUUACUAUUCUCUUGUCACAGCACAGGUUUCAGUUACUCAUGAAUCAAACAGAGGGGAAUCAAAAAAAAUGUAUGAUGCACAUCACGAGAAGGAACGAAACGAUGAUGAAUCGAGUUCCAGUUCUGAGAUUGCAUACGAGGAUUUUGAGACAAUACCAGCCAAAGAGAUUUCCAUGUUUAAAAUUUUAAAACUCAGCAAACAAGAAUGGCCAUAUCUAAUGGCUGCUUGUAUUGCUACUAUAAUUGUCGGCUGUUCUCCACCAAUAUUUUCCAUUCUAUUCGGAGAUGUCAUAGGAGAACUUUCUAUUCCCGAUACUGAAGAAAUUCUAAGACGUACAAGUGUCUAUUGUAAAUACUUUUUAAUAGCUGGAACCAUUAUUGCAAUAUCAAAUUUCAUUCAGAUUUAUUGUUUUGGAAUAGCCGCUGAGUGUUUAACAAUGAGAUUACGUGGUUUGAUAUUCAAGACCAUGCUACGCCAAGAGAUAGGAUGGUUUGAUAAUCCAUCAAAUGGCACAGGAGCUCUCUGUUCAAACUUGUCUGCCGAUGCAGCAGCUGUUCAAGGAGCAACAGGCCAGAGAAUUGGAACCAUUAUACAAUCGAGUAGUACCAUUAUACUAUCAGUGGCCCUCUCAAUUUACUAUGAAUGGAAAUUGGGAUUACUUGGCACUCUCUUUGUUCCAUUAAUUUUGGUCACAACCUAUUUACAAAAUUUAAUGUACAGAAAAGAAUCCUGUAAUUAUCAUGAGGAUUUGGAAUUAUCAACAAAAAUGGCAGUUGAAGCAGUGAGUAAUUAUCGGACAGUUGUUGGUUUGGGAUUAGAAGAAACAUGUCACAGUAAUUAUAUUAAAGCAUUGCAACCAUCGCUUGAAAUUGCUAAAAGCAAUAGUAAAUAUAAAGGUCUUAUUUUUGCUAUGGCACGAUCAGUUGUAUAUUUCGCUUAUGCUGCAUGCAUGUAUUAUGGGGGAAUUUUAAUAAAGGAGGAACAUUUAUAUUACUCAAGUGUAUUCAAAGUGGCCCAAGCACUUAUUAUUGGCACUGUUAUGGUAGCGAAUGUUUCAGCAUUUGCUCCCAACGUUCAACGAGGACUAAAAGCUGCAACUAAUAUAAUUGCUCUUUUUGAACGAGUGCCAAGAAUUCAAGAUCCAAUGUACAUCUCCAAAACUGAAGAGACACCUAACGAUUCAGUAAAAUAUAGAAAAGUACUUUUUGAAUAUCCAACGAGACCAGGAAUUCGAAUUCUCGAUGACCUAGAUCUAGAAGUGCCAUCCGGGAAAACAGUAGCAAUUAUCGGUGGCAGUGGUUGCGGGAAGAGUACAAUUGUACAAUUAUUGGAAAGAUUUUACGAUCCUAUUUUAGGAUCUGUGGAGCUGGAUAAGACAAACAUUGACUUAAUUCCACAAUCCUCAUUAAGAAUGAAUUUGGGAUUAGUUUCACAAGAACCAACUUUAUUUGCAAGAUCAAUUGCUAAAAAUAUUGCUUAUGGUGAUAAUACAAGAGAAGUGUCAAUGUGGGAAAUAAUCAGUGCAGCAAAAAAUGCAAAUGCUCACGAUUUCAUUAAAGCUUUACCACUUGGAUAUGAGACAAAAUUAGGUGAUAGAGGCACUCAACUUUCUGGAGGUCAAAAGCAAAGAAUUGCCAUUGCCAGAGCGCUUAUUAGAGAUCCAAAAGUUUUGCUAUUAGAUGAAGCAACAUCUGCUUUAGACUCGGAAAGCGAGAAAAUUGUACAAGCUGCUCUUGAUAAAACAAAAGAAGGAAGAACUUGCAUUUUAAUUGCUCAUAGACUUUCGACAGUUGAAAAUGCUGAUAAAAUUUGUGUUAUGCAGUACGGUCAAGUUGUUGAGACAGGAACACAUAAUGAAUUAAUUGAAAAAAAGGGCAUGUACUAUGAUUUGUUAUGUAUUGAAAAAGGUCGCAGAAAAAAUAACAGUUCUCCUCAAGUUCCUUUUUGUAUCAUAAAAAAAACAUCAAAAAUGAGAUUAAAGUCACUAAUUUUGAAGUUUCUUUUUAUUCCUAAAUACGUGUUAAUUUCUUUUAUUGGAAAGUCUGUAAAUCCAGUUAAAGAUAUUUUUCGUUAUGCGACAAAAUGGGAAGGUUUUUUAAUGUUUAUUGGAAUAAUAUGCAGUAUAGCAACGGGAUUAGCUGUACCAUGGAAUGUACAAAUGUUUGGCAAAUUAGCUGGUGGUAUGGUUGAUGCUAAAUUAAAAAGUACAUUUGCCAGUUUUGGAAUAGACAUUUCCGAAUAUAUUCAUACAGAUGUUAUGGAAUCAGUGACAACAUUUGCCGUUGGCACAAUAACUAUCAGUUGUAUUUUAUUUAGUUUAUCAUACGUCAGUAUUUGUCUAUUUAAUUAUACCUCACAAAAGCAAAGUCUUCGAAUAAGAUCCAUGUAUUUGAAAUCAAUUUUACAUCAUGAUAUUAGUUGGUAUGACGUUAUGAGUUGCGGUGACGUUGCAAGCCGAUUAACAGAAGAUAUCAUGAAAGUAGAAGAAGGAAUUGGUGAAAAAUUCAUUAUUUUUCUACAUCACUUUAUUGCUGUUAUUGGUUGUACUGUUCUUGCUUUUUAUAAUGAUUGGAAACUUGCUAGUAUUUGCAUUGUACCAUUUAUUGUAAUAGUGAUAAUUCUUUAUUGUGUUGCAAAGGCAACCGCAAUAAUGACUCGAAAGGAAGUUGAAGUAUAUGCAAUGGCAGGAUCAAUAGCCGAGGAAGCAUUAUCUGCAAUUCGUACAGUUGUUGCAUUUGGAGGGCAAAAAAUAGAAUUCAAUAGAUAUAAAACAAAUCUUUUAUCAACCUAUAAGAAUAAUAUAAAAACAGUUUUACUAUCGGCUUUAGAAUUUGGUUUAAUUUGGUUUUCCACCUAUACAACAUAUUCUUUUGCAUAUUGGUAUGGAGUUGAAUUAAUUCUAAGAGAAAGAGAUCUUCCAUUUGGAUCUCAAACAUUUACACCACAAUCAAUGGCUAUAAUUUUCUUUAGCGAAAUGAUGGCAACUGUAAGUUUAGUUUCUGCUGCUUCUUAUAUUGAAACAUUUGGACUUUGCAAAGCAUCAGCGGCAAAAGUAUUUUCUGUUAUUGAACAAAAAUCAAAAAUCAACAAUUUAUCAUCAAGUGGUAUAAGACUACAGCAAAUUAAUGGAUUUAUUAAAUUUAAAAAUGUAUCUUUUGAAUAUCCAUCGAGACCAAAUGUUAAAGUAUUGAGAAAUUUGAAUUUCUCAAUUGAAAAGGGAGAAACUGUCGCUUUAGUCGGAAGUUCUGGAUGUGGAAAAUCAACUUGUGUACAACUUAUACAGAGAUUUUACGACAUAAGUGGAGGACAGAUCUUAAUAGAUGGAUACGAUAUACGGGAUUUCAAUGUAAAAUGGUAUCGAAAUCAAUUGGGAACAGUAAGCCAAGAACCAAUACUUUUUGAUACAACAGUAGCGGAAAAUAUUCGCUAUGGUAAUAUGACUGCCUCGAUGGAAGAUAUUGUUUUGGCAGCAAAAGAAGCAAAUGCUCAUCAUUUUAUAAUGAAUCUACCUUAUCAAUACGACACACUUGUAGGUGAAGGAGGUACAAAAAUCUCUGGAGGUCAAAAGCAAAGAAUUGCCAUAGCAAGAGCUUUAGUUAGAGAUCCAAAAAUUUUACUUUUGGAUGAAGCAACAUCUGCUCUUGAUACAAAAAUGGAAGCUAAAGUACAAGCUGCAUUGGAUAAAGUACACAAAGGAAGAACAACAAUUAUUGUUGCUCACAGAUUAUCAACGAUACGUGGAGCUGACAAAAUAAUAGUUCUCAUGAAUGGACAAGUUGUAGAGCAAGGAAAUCAUAACUAUUUAAUGGGACUGAAGGGUCAUUAUUAUUCACUAACUACCACACAGAUGACAAACAUUGCCACAAUGCAAAUAAAGGAGAUAAAUAAAAUAAUUGAUGGAAAGGAAGACGUUAAAAAUGAUGAUGAAUUUUGUGCUGCAUCAAAGAUUCCUUACGAAACGGCAAUUGAGGAGAUAAGAAGGGAAAUUUCAACAGUGAAAAUUUUAAAACUCAGCAAACCUGAAUGGUUUUACAUUUCUUUAGGUUGUCUUGCUUCAAUUUUUGUUGGAUUCUCACCACCAAUAUUUUCCACCUUCUUUGGAGAUGUUAUAGAUGAACUCUCAGGACCAGAUACAGAAUUAAUUCGAAGACGUACAAAAAUUUAUUGUGUGCGUUUUAUAUUAGCUGGUAUUUUUAUUGGAUUGUCUAAUUUUGCUCAAUAUUAUCUACUUGGAUUUGCGAGUGAAUGUUCAACACUAAGAUUACGGGGAUUAAUUUUUCGAACAAUGUUGAAACAAGAGAUUAGUUGGUUUGAUAAUCCAAUGAAUGGAACGGGAGCACUUUGCUCUAAACUUUCAACUGAAGUUGCUGCAGUAAAAGGUGCAACUGGUCAACGAAUUGGAAUAAUUGUACAAUCCUAUAGUACAAUUGUACUAUCCAUUGCAAUGUCAAUUUACUAUGAAUGGAGACUCGGAUUACUUGGCACUGCAUUCAUUCCAUUUAUUCUCAUAACAAAAAACCUUCAAAAUUUAAUGUACAAAGAAGAAACCUACAGCUAUCAUAAAAGUCUUGAAAGAUCUACAAAAAUUGCAGUUGAAGCAGUGAGUAAUAUUCGCACUGUAAUUGCCCUCGGAAUACAGGACAACUGUUACCAUUCAUAUGUGGCAUCAAUGCAACCCUCACUUGCUCUUGCAAAACGAAAUACUCAUUAUCGUGGCUUAAUCUUUGCACUAGCUAGAUCAAUAUCGUAUGUUGCUUUAGCUUCAUGUAUGUAUUAUGGAGGAUAUUUAAUGAAAGUAGAAGGCAUACCUUACUCCACUGUAUUUAGAAUUUCUCAAGCUCUAAUAAUGGGAACUGUCAUGGUUGCUUGUGCAUUUGCAUAUGUUCCAAAUGUUCAAAAAGGGCUACAGGCAGCAGCAAAUAUUGUUUCAAUUUUAGAAAGAUCUCCAGAAAUUCAAAACCCAUUAGAAAUUAAAAGACCCGAGAAAUUUCUCUGCCAAGUAAUGUACAAGGACGUAAUAUUUAAAUAUCCAUCAAUAAGUGAAGUUAAAGUUUUAGAUGGUUUGAAUUUAAAGAUUCCCCCAGGAAAAACAGUAGCUUUAAUUGGUCCUAGUGGUUGUGGAAAAAGUACAAUGAUACAAUUAUUGGAAAGAUUUUACGAUCCAAUAUCAGGAACUGUGCGAUUAGAUAAUAACAGCAUUGAUACACUGUCAUUAGAUACACUAAGAAUGCAAAUGGGUUUAGUGUCACAAGAACCAACAUUAUUUGCAAGGACAAUAGCGGAAAAUAUUGCUUAUGGCGAUAAUACAAGAGAUGUGCCAAUGUGGGAAAUUAUUGAGGCAGCAAAACAAGCUAAUGCCCAUGAAUUUAUCACAGCCUUACCUCUAGGAUAUGAAACAAAACUUGGUGAUAGAGGAACUCAACUAUCUGGAGGACAAAAGCAACGAAUCGCUAUUGCCAGAGUUCUUAUUCGAAAUCCUAAAAUUCUCCUAUUGGAUGAAGCAACAUCAGCAUUAGACUCAGAAAGUGAAAAGGUUGUACAAGCUGCACUAGAUAAGACCAGACAAGGAAGGACAUGUAUUUUAAUAGCCCAUCGACUUUCAACAGUUGAAAAUGCUGAUGAGAUAUGUGUUUUAAAUGAUGGUCAAAUUUCUGAAAGUGGAACCCAUAAAGAACUUUUGGAAAAAAAAGGCGCAUAUUAUGAAUUAUUAUGUUUACAAAAUAACCAUCAAUAAAUAUUGAAUUUAAAUAUUUAAAUUUAUAUAAUUUGAUAUGUACAUUAUAGUUUUUAAAAUAAGCUUCUAUUUUUUUUUAUUUUUUUUUUUUUUAAUGAAAAUGAGUUCUAUGAUCUGAUUUUUGUGUUAAAAUUUUAAUAUAUUAUAAAUUUUCUAUAAUUUAGAAUCUAUAAAUUUUAAUAAUUUUCUCUUAAGAAUUUAUGAAUUUAAUUUAUAGUAAUGAAUU